AUGGCCCCGCGACGCCCCCGUCCCUCCGCCUCAACCUCAUCAGCUUCCCGAGCAAACAAGCGACUAGCCUUGAUCGACGCCGCAUUCGACGCUGCUGUCUCUCCCACACACACACCAGACUCAGACGCACGGCCUCCGCCACGGAAAAAAGCGAGGAAGGCGGUUGUGCUGGAUGACGAGGAGGGCGAGGACGACGAGAUGGAGCUUGUUGCGGGCGAUGCGGGUGCAAGUGCGGAUGCAUUGAGAGGAGGGUUCUUGCCGGAGCCGCCUGCGGAAGGCUUUGCGGACGGAGGAGGGUUCUUGCCCGAGGAUGAUGCGGGAGGAGCAGGAGGCUUUCUUCCAGAGGACAGCGGCGCAGAUCUAGGCGGGGGCUUCCUCCCUGAUCCCCCAGGCGACACGGACAUGCAGGCUUCCAGUGCAGACACGGGACAGGGCGGCUUCCUCCUCGACGACUUCGCGAGCGAAGGCGGGUUCCUCCCUCUCCCUCCUCCUCCUCUCGCCGACUCGGGCGAUCCAAUGGCAGUCGACUACUCCGCGUCGACUUCCGCAGGAGGUGGCGGAUACCUCCCAGAGCCACCUGCCGAAUUCAGCACAGCAGGCGGCUUCCUCCCCGACCCUCGUCCAACUUCACGCGCGUCUCCCUCCUUCACCCUCCCCACUCCUCCUCCUCCCGCCUCUCGCAUCUCCCUCACCUCCAUUCCCUCCGCCCUACGCUCCCUCGGACUGCACCGCCUCGGCCUCGCCGGCGCCGACUUGAUGCAGCUCUUCGAGGAAGUCGCGAGCGACGACGAAGAGGUUGAAGGGGGGAGGAGUGUGAGGAGGGAGAGGUUUAGGGAGGCUUGUGAGGUGUUGAUGGGUGAUACGGACGAGGAAGAUGGGGAGGAAGGGGAGGAGUAUCGGGAUGAAGAGGAGGAGGAAGAGGAGGGCAAGAGUCGGAGGAGGUUGAGAAGAGCUGGAGAACCGAAGGCUUCGGCGGUGGCGGACGAGGAGAACGACGCACCGAAGCUACGGCGACAGCCUGCUCGACGAUCAACUCGGGCGAAUCCCCUGCCGGAAGACGAGGACGUCAGCGCGAAGGACUUUGGUGCGGCGCUCGAUGCCCUGCCAGACGACUCGAACUCAUCCUUGAGUGAGGCGGCAACCGACUCGGAGGACGACAUCGGCGGUUCAGCGAAAGGGAAGGGCAAGAGUCCUGCCAAAAGCAAGGGUAAGAAAUCUCGUCGAGGACGACGCGGCAAUCCGGACGACAUCACCGCAGAAGACGUCGCCGCCGCUCAAGAUACCUUCGACUUGUUCUUUGAGGAGUCGCCGCAGAGUGUGUUGCCGAAGCGCGAGAGGGCGAUCGGGUUGAUGGAGUUGCAGUGGGCGUGUAGGGUCUUGAAGGAGAAGAUGACGGACGGGGAUCUCAACGAGAUGCUUGAAUACGCCGCGCGGAGCAAAGGGCUCGUCGAUCUCGAAUCUUUCGCUCGCAUCCUCGUCGAGACAGGCUUGUAG
Molecule: messenger RNA, 1494 nt
Organism: Rhodotorula toruloides NP11
Lineage: Eukaryota; Fungi; Basidiomycota; Microbotryomycetes; Sporidiobolales; Sporidiobolaceae
Exons: 3
Coding region: 1-1494 (497 amino acids)
Source: RefSeq, a predicted model, not a curated record